Messenger RNA from Auxenochlorella protothecoides, 306 nucleotides. RefSeq lists its product as hypothetical. Lineage: Eukaryota; Viridiplantae; Chlorophyta; Trebouxiophyceae; Chlorellales; Chlorellaceae. Bases 1 to 306 code for a protein of 101 amino acids. The transcript has 2 exons. The record is from RefSeq and is a predicted model, not a curated record.
AUGAUCGCGCGCUUCCAGGCAAUCCUCGCGGAGGAAAAGGCCAGGAGAGAGCGUAACGUGAUCACCCGUGCCUACAGCCGGGUGAAGCGCGUGUAUGAGCACAUGAUCUUCGGCCUGGGCAUCUACAUGCUGGAGCCCUGGGAGAUGGCGAUGGUCUGGAUCAGCCUCCUGGUCAUGUUCUGCCUGGUCUGCUCGGCCAUUCUGCACAUCCUCCAGAACCUCGGGGCGGUGACCCUCGAUACCCCGGCGCCCUGGACCCUCCUGAAGAGGGCGCUCCACCUCGUGCCCGUCACCAGCCACUCGUGA